Didymodactylos carnosus is the source of this 868-nucleotide messenger RNA. Lineage: Eukaryota; Metazoa; Rotifera; Eurotatoria; Philodinida; Philodinidae. The record is from the annotation of a GenBank genome assembly.
AUGCAUCAUACAAUACAGUUAUUUGACGCAUUAUAUCAGCGUUAUAUUGAUUUGGAUGAAGAAUAUUUUGAGGAAAUACGAGAACAUCUACUUCUAUCGUUUCAAACAUUGUCAUCUAAUGUUCUGAAAUUUCGUCUGGUUAAAAAUUAUGUUGAUUCUUCACCCACUGACGGCUCUUAUGAUAACCAGGAUGGGAUAGAACUGGAUGAUCAAACGAUAUCGCACAGAGGCACAGAAGCUAUGGAACAGGAUUUGCAAGAAACAGCUUCGCUCGAAACAUUUAAGCUCAAAGAAGAAUAUUUAAAAGAAGAACUUUUUUCAGAAAGUGUAUUUGGCGAGAGCAUCACAUGCCACGAAAUGUCGCCCUCAAUAAGCGGUAUAGAGAAACAAUUACGGUUUGUGGCUAACAUUACCGAGUUGCAACGUCCCCAGUGUUGGAGUGAUGUUUUUCCAAAGUCUCGAAAGAAGAAAAGUAAUCAUUUUAUACAUGAAACAUUCAGAAAUAAAGUUUGUAUUUUAUUUGAACAGAAAAGAUCAAGAAGGUCAAGCUACUAUGAUUAGAAACAAUAGACGCGGACGACCACAUGGAAUUAAUGGUAGAAGUCAGUCUCAUGAAUCGCGUAUAUGGAUUAAAUCAGAAAAAAGAUCAAGCAAGAGGACAUAUCCAAUACUGGGCGUAAGCGUCAUUUUUCUUCUUCAGUGCUUAACUGUGUUUCUUAUUAUUGGUUUAAGCUCACGCCGUAUCAUCGCAACAAGAUUGAAAAUGAUAGAUGUAACUUGGCCAUAUUUGUCUUAGCUGAUGUGGGGAAUGAGUCUACAAAUGAUAUAAUAAACAAGAAACCAUGUUAUUUACAUCCGACACAGUCAC